Messenger RNA from Thunnus maccoyii (southern bluefin tuna), 4087 nucleotides. RefSeq names its product sp3a transcription factor (gene sp3a). Gene Ontology annotation, biological process: regulation of transcription by RNA polymerase II. The transcript has 7 exons. The coding region runs from base 171 to 2306 and encodes 711 amino acids. Gene Ontology annotation, molecular function: RNA polymerase II cis-regulatory region sequence-specific DNA binding; DNA-binding transcription factor activity, RNA polymerase II-specific. The record is from RefSeq and is a predicted model, not a curated record. Lineage: Eukaryota; Metazoa; Chordata; Actinopteri; Scombriformes; Scombridae.
CACCCCUGCAGGCCCCACCCUUUGUGUUACCCACCGCCCGUCAAUCAAAACAGAAACAAAAUCCUGACAGUUAUCAACCUUUUUCUACGCGUAUACAAUCAAUAUAACUCGAUGAUCAUGUCCGGUGGCUUGUGACUACCAGGACUCUCCGUUUGACGACGAGUCACGCAAUGACUGCCCCAGAACAGCCAAUGAAACCAGGAGAUAUGGCUGCCUUGGACGUGGACAGCAGUCAAAGCGGGUUUUUGCAGCAUGAAGAAGGCCGGGGCUGUCAGGACACACAGCCGUCACCCCUCGACCUGCUAGCAACCACCUGCACUAAGGUUGGGUCACCGUCGUCAGAGGUGGACAGAGGUGCUGCUGCCGCUGAUGUGACAACAGGUGCAACAUCUACGCAGCUUACUGAGACUGAUAAAUGGGAGGUGUUAACCCCCACAACAUCAGCAAAGGAUGAAUCUGGAAUGAUACAAAUCCAAAGUCAAGGGAUAUUAACAUCAAACGGACAGUAUGUUGUUCCUCUCCAGAACUUACAGAGUCAGCCAAUUUUUGUGUCGUCAGGAACAGACGCCUCUUCUGCCAAUUCAGUGCCUAACAUUCAGUACCAAGUAAUUCCUCAGAUUCAGACAGCAGAUGGACAGCUGAGCUUCUCCACAUCCGGCAUGGAAGCAGCGACUCUGACUCAGGAUGCCACGGGGCACAUUCAGAUCUUGCCUGAUGGUAGCCAGAGUCUCAGUGUGACAUCAACUGCAAACAUCCUUAAUAACAACCAGAACCUCAUAUCACAGACUGGUAAUGUCCAGCAGAUCCAAGGGGUGUCUAUUGGCAGCUCCGCCUUCAACAACCAGGGUCAGGUUGUUACUAAUGUGCCUGUGGGUUUGCCCGGGAACAUUACUUUUGUUCCUAUUAAUAGUGUGGACUUGGACUCCCUCGGCCUGUCUGGUGCUCAGACUAUAGCAACAGGGGUCACUGCUGAUGGGCAGUUAAUCAUGGCAAGUCAUCCUACGGAUGGCUCAGAGAGUCUGACGAAGACAGAUGAUCACCUGUCACAGACACUACCAGUAAAUGACUCAAAUGCAAAUCCUGAGAUAUUUGUGCCAACGUCUUCCUCUCAGCUACAUGAUCCAGCAAAUGGAUCUGGUUUGCUGACGCAAGACACUUCAUUGUCAUCAAUGGCUACAGAGCAAGUCAACUCGAGUUCUGGUCUCCAGGAGGGCUUCAUCCAACAGAAUCAAGAGCAGAAUGUCCAGGUGUCCUCAGCUCAGCCCAUCAUCCAGCUGCAGCAGGUUCCUGUUCACACCAGCAACGGUCAGGUGGUUCAGUCAGUGGCGACAGACGGGCAGGGCCUGCAAAAUGUGCAGCUGAUCAACCCGGGAACCUUCAUCAUCCAAGCCCAAACGGUCACGCCGUCAGGCCAGAUACAGUGGCAGACCUUUCAGGUGCAAGGAGUGCAAAACCUGCAGAACCUUCAGCUGCCCACCACACCACCCCAGCAGAUAACCCUGGCUCCAGUCCAGACUCUGUCUCUGGGUUCCAAUCCAGUCAGCAUCAGCACAGGGCACAUCCCCAACCUGCAAACAGUGACAGUCAACUCAGUGGCGCAACAGGAAGGAGAUACAGACACCCCUGGAGACAUUCGGAUAAAGGAAGAGCCAGACGCCGGAGACUGGCAGUUAAGCAGUGACUCCACCCUGAACACAAGCGAUCUGUCCCACCUUCACGUCAGGCUGGUGGAUGAGGAGGAUCAGUUGGGCCAGGAGGGCAAGAGGCUGCGCAGAGUGGCGUGCACUUGCCCCAACUGUAAAGAGUCAGGAGGGAGGGGAUCCAGCAUGGGGAAGAAGAAGCAGCACAUCUGCCACAUCGCGGGCUGUGGGAAAGUAUAUGGAAAGACGUCACACCUGCGAGCACACCUGCGCUGGCAUUCAGGGGAGCGACCUUUUGUUUGCAGCUGGAUGUUCUGUGGGAAGAGGUUCACACGCAGUGACGAGCUGCAGAGACACAGGAGAACACACACAGGAGAGAAGAAGUUUGUCUGCCCAGAAUGUUCCAAGCGCUUCAUGCGGAGCGACCACCUGGCGAAGCACAUUAAAACUCAUCAGAACAAAAAAGGCGUGAACUCUGGCAGCGCUGUGGUGGCCUCGAUGGAAUCCGCGGGGUCCUCAGACAGUAUCAUCACCACGGCAGGCGGGACCACCCUCAUCCUCACCAACAUCCAGCAGGGCUCCAGCAACGCCCAGGACAUCCUGGCCAACGCAGAGAUCCCUCUCCAGCUCGUCACCACGGUAGCGGCCAGCGAAGUCAUGGAGUGAUUUACACUCCACUUAUGAACUUCUGCAACCUCUCUCAUAUACUCCUACCUACAUUUUUAUUAAGUUUUGAAGAAAAACUAAAAUUAUAAAUAUAUAUAUAUUUUAACACAGAAAUAGUCAGUCCUUGUCCACACUCAGUUUUUACUGAGGGGAAACUAGCAGUGUGGAAGAUAAAGGUGGAAGAAGACAUUGCAGUAAACACACAAGGAAAUGCCUUAUUUUGUACAAUAUUGUGUAGUUGGAAAUGUAGGGUGCCAUUUUGUUUUGAAUCUCCUUUGUUUGUUUGUUUGUUAAUGACGUGUUUUUCACAGAAAAUUAUUGAUAAGUUGAACAAUUUUCUCCUCGCCUUUUGUUGAUGGUAUAUUCUGAUGAUGUCCUUGGUAAGCAAGGUUUGUUCCAUAUUCCUUUUUGAGCAAAGACUAAAUCUCACAACCGAGCUAAUUUUAUCCAGCUGAAGUCAUGUUAUUGCUUACGUCCAUGCAAAUUUAUUCAUGUUAUGUGUUUGGUUUGUUUCUUUACAUUAUGCAUUUUUUUUCAGUGUCCUCUUUGCAGUCAGUGCGCUUGCAAAUGAGCAAGCCUUCAUUCCUCCAUUUUCUUUAUUUGCUCACACCUACUCUAUUUUGCAGGUGAAAAUGAAAAACAAUCAGAAUUUUGUAUUGUAAUUCCUCUUGAACAUAAUACUGUUGAUAUGAUACACAUUAUUUGCUUAUUAGAUAUUUUGACUGAACAGCUAUUUAUAUUGGGCUUUACAUAGAAAAUGCAUUUGUGAUAUUAAAAGUCCACAAUGUUUCAAAUGGCUUCAUUAUAUGUAAAUCAAAUGUGUUUUUGUAAAAACCUUUUUGGAGGACAACACAAAAAAAACCAUUGUAAUAUGAAGACAAAAAGCCAUUUUUGGAGGUAAUUGCCAAAUUUGACUACAAACUCAGGGUGAGUUGUGACUGUGUGAUAGAAGUAGAGUAAAUCACCCCUGUAGCCUCUCUGGCCAUGUUGGGGUGUUGUGAAGAAAUGUUAUGUGAUGGACCAAAAGCUGAGAUGAAUUAAGCUGUCACCAUGUUACCUAUGCUUAUCAAAUCUGAUCAUGUCAGUCUUUUUUUUUUUUUUUUUUUUUCUCCUUUGAUGAGGACAACCCCCGUUCUUCUUAUGGAAGCAGCUUUGCAGAAUUCUUCAGCAGUAUCUUUUUCCAUCAGUCCUAUCAGGCGUUUGAAAAGUGUCAGCGUAUUCUUGACAGCGGUACUCUUUUAACAGCACUGUUCUCAUCACUUUCAUCUUCUUGUUAAUCCUUUUUGUAUGAAAAAAAAUGUUUUGUAUACUCCCCAAGAAAACUGUCCUCUAUACCCAUGUCAGUAAAUGUACAAUGUUUCUGUCUUUGUGUUGAUUUAUUUUUCAUUAACUGUAUGUUGUAUUUCCUUUAUAUGUUAAUUAUGUGUUUUUUUAAAUAUUAUUUCCGACCCCCUUUCCACCAACUGUUGAAUUGUUAAACUGAAUACACGUACACACUGAACAGUGAAUUUACUGGUGGCAUAUUUGAUUUUUUUUUUUUUCCUUCAUUGUGACAAAUAAUGAAAGUAUGUGAUAAGAUCAUUUUUCCUCACAUGGACACACGGUCCCCUUCAAGAGAUUAUACUUUACCCUUUGAGUCCGAUAGCCGGAUGCUGUUGACACACUCACACAGCCUCUUCGUAUUAUGUACUUAAAAACACUGAAGGUUUAUUCUCAUUCAAAAAUCUUCUGUAUAAAUAUGUCAAUAUAUCAUCAAUAUAAACCUUUCUGUUACACUUGAA